UGGUAUCAAAUUUAUUAUAAUGAAUAAAGAAGGAUCGAGAAGGAAACGCCAAAGGUUCACCGAAUCGCUCAGAGACAUGUUGUUAAAUCUGGGCAUUCAUAACAGAAGAGACUGGUUUGAGUAUAUUGAAAAGACUAGAUCGUCGCGUGCAAGUGAUACGUUUCCCGAACAAUCUGGAAGAAACUUGGAGAAAGAUUCAACACCUUACCCUCCAGAUAAACAAAAAAGGAAAAUUGAAAGAACACAUCGUUUUUUAAAGAAGUUGAUGGAACAGGAGUUACAAAAAAAUACAGUGAUUGUCCGAAGGAAAAGUCGGCUGUCCCGAUCCAUGGGUAAAGUCUUUUCGGUACUUUUCAAUCAAGGACCUAUUGAGCAAAUCAGCAGCCUGGUUUUCACUAUAUUCACUAUAACUAAAUCGGUGGUAGAGGGCAUUAAAAUAAGAGGCAUUCAACCCCAUGAACCCCAUGAGCGCAGUUUCCACAUAUUUCCUCCGCACACUGAUGAGCCUAUUGCUGUGAUCAUGGAUAGAAUAGCCGCCUUCUGUUCAGGUUCACCAGACCACUCAGUCAAUAAUUAAGGCCAAAAACUUGAGGACCCUUAUAAAACCGAGAUGCAAAACUAAAAGAAAACAUUCCGCAGGGCAUCGAUAAUACCUAUUUAUUAUCAUGAAAGACGGCGAGUGAACAUAUAACAAUUAUGGGUAACAGAGUAAUUACAAAUAUCUAAAAGUAGUAACAAAUAACUGUGGACGUAUAUAUAACUUUGUAUGUUGUCAUAAUAGCUUGAUAAACAUAAUACAAAAAAGAAAAAAAUUGUGAUUUAAAAUAACAUGAUCUUCCACUUUACUACAUAUUUAAUAAUUGGAGGAGCGAAAACCAUUUCACAAGUUGCAGGAACUGCGUGUAAUGACGAUUUUAUUGCCGCCGAAGAAAUUUCAUAUAUCUACUGCACUCAAAAAUCAAUCUUUUCCACGAUAUAAAUCCACCAAGUCAUCAUGUGCAACU
Messenger RNA from Drosophila erecta, 1004 nucleotides. RefSeq lists its product as uncharacterized. The record is from RefSeq and is a predicted model, not a curated record. Bases 20 to 577 code for a protein of 185 amino acids. NCBI's taxonomy places the organism in Eukaryota, Metazoa, Arthropoda, Insecta, Diptera, Drosophilidae. The transcript has 2 exons.